AUGAAUAUCAUGGAACAAAAUAUUAAAUCAGUAUUGUUUAUUAAAAUUUUUGUGUUUCUUAUUUCAUCUUGGAUAUUCCAUCUUGGCAAUAACAUCAUUAUUUUUAACAAAUUUCUGGAUAAAAAAUACAAAUUUUAUAGAAAAACAGAUAUAGGAAAUUAUCGAUUACUAGCUAAAUAUAAAAAGAAUAGGGAUUCAAUUAUUACAGGGAUAAAGGAUGAGUUAUCAAGUAAUGAAUUUCAUAAAAGAAAAAAUAUAUCUUAUAAUGAAAACGAAAGGACACAAAAAAAGGAAUUAUCUAGUAGAUGUUCAUCAAGGAAUGCGAGGGGCAAUAAAAAAGCUAUGAAAAAUAAAACUUGUAUAUUUGAAACAAAAAAAUAUUCCUAUUUAGAGAAAAAAAUAUUCAAAGAACUUGAUUACGAAGAUUUUCUUAAAAACAAUAGGAUAAUUACUGACAAGAUUUACAAAAAGAUAAUACGUAGAAAAUACGGUUUAAAACUUUCUUUACCUAUAAUACUGAUAUUGUUAUUGUCAGUUGCAUUAAUAUCUGAUUAUUUUUGCGGUUAUAUAAUUAUAGCUAAGUUCAUUAAUACGUUGACAUCAUAUUUUGGUAAGAAUUGUUUUAAUAUAUUACGUGAUUGGUUGUUAAGUUCCCCUUUAAAAUUUAUGGGUGUAACAGUAAAACAAUCUCCCAAGGAAGUGGUGGGAAUGUUACUAUUAUUCUUAAACCUUUUUUUAGUAAUCUAA
Messenger RNA from Plasmodium malariae, 747 nucleotides. RefSeq names its product fam-l protein. Bases 1 to 747 code for a protein of 248 amino acids. The record is from RefSeq and is a predicted model, not a curated record. Lineage: Eukaryota; Apicomplexa; Aconoidasida; Haemosporida; Plasmodiidae. The transcript has 2 exons.